Zymoseptoria tritici IPO323 is the source of this 1209-nucleotide messenger RNA. RefSeq lists its product as uncharacterized. NCBI's taxonomy places the organism in Eukaryota, Fungi, Ascomycota, Dothideomycetes, Mycosphaerellales, Mycosphaerellaceae. The coding region runs from base 1 to 1209 and encodes 402 amino acids. The record is from RefSeq and is a predicted model, not a curated record. The transcript is spliced from 4 exons. Gene Ontology annotation, biological process: epoxide metabolic process. Gene Ontology annotation, molecular function: epoxide hydrolase activity.
AUGCGCCAUGUCUCACGCCUAACUUGUCAGCCACAAUGUCCUUCGCCGAGCUUUCCUCCCAAGCCCUCAAACCUCAACCUUUCAAAGCCCAAGUCUCCGACGAGGACCUUUCCGACUUCCAGCAACUCCUCAGACACUCCAAAAUUGGACCCAAAACCUACGAGAACCAAACCGCCGACGUACUUCAUCCACUUUGGCAUCUCUCGCCAAUGGCUUAGCGACGCCCAACAAGAAUGGGCAUCCUCCUACGAUUGGCGGAAGACCGAAGCGCGGAUCAACAGCCACCCCAACUUCACCGUUCCGAUCGUGGACAAGAAUGAGGACGGUCACGGAACCGGCUUUGUGUUCGACAUCCACUUCAUCGCCUUGUUCUCCAACAAAAUCGGAUGCCGCUCCUCUCCUCCUUCUCCACGACUGGCCGGGCAGCUUUCUGGAAUUUCUCGGCGCGCUGGACGUCCUGAAAUCGAGGUACACACACCCGAAACCCUUCCCUUUCACGUCAUUGUGCCCUCUCUCCCGGGCUACGGAUACUCUUCUGGCCCGCCUCUCGAUCGAGACUUCACCACCGAAGGCAUGGCUCUUCUAAUGAACAAACUGAUGGUCGGCCUGGGUUUCGGGAACGGCUACGUUUCUCAAGGAGGCGACAUCGGAUCAUUCAUCUCCCGCGCACAGGGCGAAUUGGAAGGACUGACGGACAAGGAGAAGAAGGGCAUGGAGAGGUAUGGCAAUUUCGACACGCUGGGAAAUGCUUAUGCGAGGGAACAUGGCACUCGACCGUCGACGAUCGGACUGGUAUUGUCCGCGUCGCCAAUCUCCUUGUUGGCCUGGGUAGGCGAGAAAUUCCUCCCAUGGUCCGACACCUCCCCGUCCACCACCGAGAUCCUCGACUCCGUGACUCUCUACUGGUUUACCCAGUCCUUCCCGCGAGCCAUCUACCCCUACCGUCAAUUCUUUGGCGCGAACCCGACACUCUUCCACAACGAUCUACAGUACUACAUCCAAAAGCCGCUAGGCUACCCUUGCCACCCGCAGGAAUUGGCGCCUGUACCGAGGAAAUGGGUCGCGGAAACGGGGAACUUGGUGUGGUAUCGGGAACAUGAGAGUGGAGGACAUUUUGCUGCAAUGGAGAAGCCGGAAACGUUUGUCAAGGAUAUCGAGGAGUUUGUGAAGGAGGUGUGGCCCGAGGCGAGGAAGAGGGAUUGCAAUUGA